Molecule: messenger RNA, 1570 nt
Organism: Acanthaster planci (crown-of-thorns starfish)
Lineage: Eukaryota; Metazoa; Echinodermata; Asteroidea; Valvatida; Acanthasteridae
Biological process (GO): protein peptidyl-prolyl isomerization
Cellular component (GO): endoplasmic reticulum
Molecular function (GO): peptidyl-prolyl cis-trans isomerase activity
Source: RefSeq, a predicted model, not a curated record
ACACAACAAGCACGUGUAAAUACAUGUACAUGUACAGUGUAUGUACACGUUGGUGCCCUAUGCAUGCACACUCACUGUGAGGUUGUCGUUCGAGCAAAAUUAACGAUUAACGGGCGACGUUUUCACAUAAUUAUUUUUCGAAAUCCACAAUGGAUAGGUUCCUGGCAGUUUUGCUUCUUCUGGCUGCAGUAAUUGGUGGAUUCGUCGAUGCAAAGAAGAAAGGAAUGCUGGAAGUUGUAACUUUGCACAUACCAGAAGAUUGUUCAGACAAGGCUGAAGUUGGUGAUGAGGUGGCAGUGCAUUACGUAGGAAAGCUGGAAUCAGGAGCGGUGUUUGAUAUGUCCAAGCUUCCAGACAACUCCAGGGAUCCAAUCAGAUUCCAGCUUGGCAAAAACAAAGUCAUCAAAGGAUGGGAGGAGGGCAUCAAAGGCAUGUGUGUUGGAGAGCAUCGCAAGCUUGUCAUUCCUCCUCAUUUAGGCUAUGGGAAGCAGGCACAGGGAAAUAUUCCACCUGACUCCACGCUCAUCUUCACUGUGGAAUUGAUGGAGCUGAAGAAGCCAUCUUUCUUGGACUCACUGUCUGCGACCAGCCCAUUCAUUGUCGGUCCUGGGAUUGUGGUGAUAAUCGGCUUGUAUCUCUGGCGCAAGGCAUCUACCGACUCGACCCAAAAGACCAAGGUCAAGCGCGAGCAGAAACAGAAGAAGAAGAAAUAAAAGUACAUCUCCGAAAUCACUCAUGCAGAAGCAGGGUUGAAAAAAAAGCCAGAGAUGGAUUCAAGGUCUUGGGGGAAGCACCAGGACUUUAUUGUACUACCAAACAGUGGAGUAAAGCCACUUUCAUAUUUCAUUCAAAUUCAAAUCCAUGAAUUACAUUUUGGUACUGUACAUCAUCAGCUGUAAUUGAUGAUUUGCAAACCUUGAACACCUUUGAACUUUUGCAGUUACCUCUUGAUGUCACACUUCCAUCUUUCAAACGUUUUCCAAUACCUCUUGGUGUCAGAUUUCAGUCUUAGGUCUGUUUAAUUAUUUUAUGUAUUGCAAAGUCUAAUGGGCUUAUGUGAACACCUUAAACACUGGAUUUGAAGCAGAUUGAUCAGUUUGUUUCUGCAUGGUUGCUUAUCCAGAUGUUAGAGGCAUUCUUUUACACGUGCCCAGAUCUGCCCCCAAAUUGAGGAGGAUAUUAGUUUUUGCUUCUCCAGUCAUGUUGGUUUGUUUUAUUUUACCUCUCCAAGCUCCCUAAAGAACUUUUGUUUUUAUUUAGAUUUUGUGUCAUUUUUUGCUUAUAUGUAUCAGGUGGCAGAGAGUGAACAUUUUGAGGAGUUGCAGAAAGGGUUUUCAUCAUUUCUGUCCUUUCUUUUGUUCCCAAUGAGUGGUUUCAUUAGCUGUCACUGAAAGAGGAUGUUUGUCUCUGGAUAUUUCAUUCACUGCAGCGUGUAACUGUGUAAGGAAAAAAAAAUGAAGCUUGCAGUUCCUGAACCGCUCAUCAGAACAUAAGCUAGAGUUCGAUACAAGAUAUUAAUGAAGUAGCUGCCCAGCAGACUUGGGUGGUACUUCUGGGUUGCACGUUGAUC